CCGCCAUAAGCUGGGCAGCCAAUGGGCAGGGGGCCCAGCCCCUCCGUCCCCUACACACACCCAACCCUCACCCACUACAACGCCCUGGGAAGAGGAGGCGCAGAGGAACCGAGGCCCAAAGAGGGAAGAGGGUCCUGGAGUAGAAGCAGCAACGGGACCGGCUAGAGCUGGUCCAGGCGACUGAGAUCCAGGGGCCUGGUGGUGCCAUUCAGGGAGUCGGGAGAGACGCCGGCAGGAGGGGCCGGGAUGGCGGCUGACCCGGAGUUCCAGGAGAUCCAGCGGAGGGUCAACCAGGUCACCGACGAGUCCCUGGAGAGCACCCGGAGGAUGCUGCAGUUGGUAGAGGAGAGCAAGGAUGCCGGGAUCCGGACGCUGGUUAUGUUGGACGAACAGGGAGAGCAGCUGGACCGAAUCGACGAGGGACUGGACCAGAUCACCCAGGACAUGAAGGAGGCUGAGAAGAACCUGACGGACCUGGCCAAGUGCUGUGGGCUCUGUGCUUGCCCCUGUCUGCAGCUGAAGGUGAGCAAGGCGUACCAGGCCGUAUGGGGGCCGGGGCCAGGCGGGGUUGUAGCCGGGCAGCCCUCCUCCCGCGUGGCAGACGAGCGAGAGCAGAUGGUCAUGAGUGGCGGCUACAUCCAUCGGGUGACGCAGGACGCGCGGGAGGACGAGAUGGAGGAGAAUCUGGUGCAGGUGGGCAGCAUCCUGGGGAACCUGAGGAGCAUGGCCCUGGACGUCAGCAACGAGAUCGACAUCCAGAACACGCAGAUGGACAAGAUCAACGAGAAGGUGAUCCUCAACGAGGAACGGAUCCGAGAGGCUAACACGCGAGCCAAAAAGAUCCUCAAGAACGCGUGAGACCCCCUCUGGAUCCGCGCCUGGGCUCCUCUCCCGCCUGCCAGGGGCGAGAGGGGACCCGAGUUGGGACGGUGUCCUUCCGGGGAACGGAGAGAGGAAGCUAUCCAGCGAUGGGACCGGGAGGGGGGAGGACGAAGCCCCUGGUCCCCCACUCUACCCCCGGUGAGGGGGCAGCUUCCUGUUGCCCGCCUGACGGAGGUUUCCCCUCUGCCUCUCCCACUUGCUCCCUGGCAGUUUGUGUCUGGGGCAGAACAAUAAAGCUGUGUUUGU
Molecule: messenger RNA, 1128 nt
Organism: Tachyglossus aculeatus (Australian echidna)
Lineage: Eukaryota; Metazoa; Chordata; Mammalia; Monotremata; Tachyglossidae
Product: synaptosomal-associated protein 25-like
Exons: 9
Coding region: 247-858 (203 amino acids)
Biological process (GO): exocytosis; synaptic vesicle priming; synaptic vesicle fusion to presynaptic active zone membrane
Cellular component (GO): SNARE complex; plasma membrane
Molecular function (GO): voltage-gated potassium channel activity; SNAP receptor activity; syntaxin-1 binding
Source: RefSeq, a predicted model, not a curated record